UCGGAAUAUUCAUGUGAGAGCCUAAAUAUUUCACUUCCUAAACAUGUUCAAGAAAACACUGAUCUACAAGUAAACUCUUUGAGGAUGGAAGCUAAACCAGCCCAACUUGGUCGUGGAUUUAUAUUCACAGUUCAUCAUCCUGUGAUAAUUAAGACUCUGGGAAUACAACGGUCUGCACUAGCUUCGGAAAAGGAAAAAAUAAUAAGGAUUGCCCUUCAUUAUAUCUCUCAAAACAAUUUUAACUUAAAUCUAACUCACCCAGCAACUAAAAUUGCAUCAGUCACUUUUCAUGGCGAUUUGAUCCGAGACGAUAAAAAUAAUAGGGGAUACGUAUAUAAGAAGCUAUCGAAUCCACUUCAUUUGGCACAAGGAUUUGAAGGGAUGGUCUUGGUGGAAAAAGGAUCCAUCCAAGAUGAUUAUUUUGAUUGUGAACAAUCAACCAUUUGGAAACAUGGAAAUCUGUUUACAAUUUCAAAUGUAGUCACUAAGAGUUCUAUUGAAGUUAGUGUGGAAAAGUAUUGUGUAUUGUCUUCAUUUGGCUUCACAAUUAAAGAUAUUCCAGGACUUGAGAAAAAAAUAAAUAAAACAAAGGAAAGAACAGAAGACUGGAAUAAAUAUGUUGAAAAAGUAUACACACAGUUACAAAGAGAGUCUGUUGAACAUGGUGACAUUCUAUUCCUUGACAUGGUUGAUGUUUACAGAAAUCUACCGCAGAAAAUGUUUCUUUUCUAUAAGUGGCUCUUUAAGAAUUAUAAUGUCAACUAUGUUUUGAAGACUGAUGAUGAUGUUUUUGUUGACAUUUUGAAAGUACAACGAGAAAUAGAGAAGCAGAUCCAGUGGGAUUGGUGGUCUUGUUUUCGAAUUGACUGGCCUGUAAAGAGAGGCGGGAAAUGGCAGGAAACGUUCAAUUACAAGGAAGAAAUUUACCCUCCGUUCCCAACUGGUGCUGGAUAUGUCCUGUCUGAGAAGGCUCUAGAUUGGUUGAGAUACAGGUUGGACACACUGUCAGUGGAAUACCAAGGAGAGGACGUGGCAAUGGGUAUAUGGCUGGAGGGAUUAGAGCCUACACGCCACACAGGAGAUGCAUGCUACUGGGCGUGUGUGGACCAAUGUCACGCACACAGCUGUAACACCAUACAGUUGAGUGUGGCAGACAUGUACAGUGUGUGGAAUAGUUACCAGGAGUGUGGACAGAUGUGUGGCUGUUCUGCACUUAGCUGAAUAUAAAGAACUUGAACCAUCAAUAGGCCUACUUGACUGCAGAAAAUAUUCUCAGUUAUUGAGACAAGAUGUUGGCUAUCAUCAAGACUACGAUGGUUGCCAAAUUGUAUCGAAACGCAGAAAACACUCUGGGAUUAUCCAAACCCCAGCCUCGGAUGGAGACGCUGCGGAAAGCCUCGACUGCGAUUGUCAGGGGAGAGUAGUCAACAAGGAACUUGAGUGCAGGAACCAUGCCUUCUAUUGGCCAUAUCAUUCCUAUAACAAGGGAUUCCAUUUGGUGUUGACUCAGUAUAAGAAACACAUCCUCCAAUGAAGAGCUUUUGAACUCUUGGAGAAGUUUUUCUGGAGGACUUUCAGCCAGUAAUACUCCACCCCUCAUCAAUCCGAUCUAUAAAGAAAUACCUGUGGCAUGUAGCCGAUCUGCUUCUGGUGUUGACAUUUAACAAAGAUAGUUCCGGCAUGCAAAGUUGUGAUGCCUGUGAUACAGUUAAGCAAGGUAGUCUUGCCACAGCCACUGGGA
Molecule: messenger RNA, 1741 nt
Organism: Macrosteles quadrilineatus (aster leafhopper)
Lineage: Eukaryota; Metazoa; Arthropoda; Insecta; Hemiptera; Cicadellidae
Product: UDP-GalNAc:beta-1,3-N-acetylgalactosaminyltransferase 2-like
Exons: 9
Coding region: 85-1221 (378 amino acids)
Cellular component (GO): membrane
Molecular function (GO): hexosyltransferase activity
Source: RefSeq, a predicted model, not a curated record